This is a messenger RNA of Hypanus sabinus (Atlantic stingray), 3761 nucleotides long. It is a transcript of the gene poc1b, whose product is annotated as POC1 centriolar protein B. Gene Ontology annotation, molecular function: protein binding. The record is from RefSeq and is a predicted model, not a curated record. Gene Ontology annotation, cellular component: centriole; ciliary basal body. Lineage: Eukaryota; Metazoa; Chordata; Chondrichthyes; Myliobatiformes; Dasyatidae. The coding region runs from base 136 to 1560 and encodes 474 amino acids. Gene Ontology annotation, biological process: cilium assembly. The transcript has 12 exons.
GGGCGGGCCGCGGUGGAAGUUCUCACCAAGAUGGAAGGCGUUUGCUGGAAGAGGUGAAGACGAGCAGCUGGCUGACGCCUGAUACCGCGAGUUCGCGGCAGUCAGAGGAUUUAUUGCCCGCGCACUUUGAAUAACAUGGCCUCUGCCCUGGAGGAUCCAACCUUAGAACACAGCUUUAAAGGUCAUAAAGAUGUCAUCACAAGUGUUGAUUUUAACCCAAACAACAAGCAGCUUGCAACUACCUCAUUUGAUCAGCACCUUAUGAUAUGGAACUUGAAGCCUCAGACAAGAGCCUACCGAUUUACAGGACACAAAGAUGCUGUGAUGUGUGCCCAGUUCUCUCCAUCAGGUCACCUGGUGGCAUCUGCUUCACGGGAUAAGACUGUUAGACUCUGGACUCCAAAUAUCAAAGGGGCAUCAACAGCAUUCACAGCCCACAGUGCCACAGUUCGCAGUGUGAAUUUCUCCAGCGAUGGUAAUUUCCUGGUUACAGCAGCUGACGACAAAUCAGUAAAGGUGUGGAACGCUCAUCAGCAGCGGUUUUUGUUGUCCUUUAAAGAACACAAUAACUGGGUGCGCUGUGCUAGGUUCUCACCAGAUGGAAGGCUUAUAGUGUCCUGUAGUGAUGACAGAACUGUUAAGAUCUGGGACACAGCAAGUCGAGAGUGUAUCAAUACUUUCACUAAUCAUGGGGGGUUUGCCAACUUUGUAGAUUUUAACCCCAGUGGGACCUGUGUAGCUUCAGCAGGAACCGAUAAUACUGUGCAACUUUGGGAUGUCCGUAUAAACAAACUGCUGCAACAUUAUCAGGUCCACAGUGCUUCAGUGAACUGCUUAUCUUUCCAUCCUUCUGGCAACUACCUUAUUACUGCAUCUAGUGACUGUACUCUCAAGAUAAUGGACUUGUUGGAAGGACGAUUAUUUUAUACUCUCCAUGGACACCAGGGUCCUGUAAUGGCAGUGACAUUUUCCAGGCAAGGCGAAUAUUUUGCUUCUGGUGGAAGUGAUUCACAGGUAUUAGUGUGGAAGACAAAUUUUGAUAGUGUUCCAUACAAUGAAGUCUUGAAACAUAAUAUUGUGCGAACAAAUCCUGAAGCCCCUCCACACAUUACUGAUAUUCACCCAAGAAUUCCUCACUGGCAUAAUCCCAGAUCUCAAACGAUACAGAUUAAUCCCAGGACCGAUGUAGCUGACUUGCAAACAUCUGAUCCAGUGGUGAUGGACGCUGGGAGAGGUUUCGUCCCUGAUCCCCGGUCAAGACCGGUGGAAACAAACUGGGGCUCACUUUUAACCAACCAGGUGAACAGAUCCAUUGAUGCCCCUUUGCCAGCCAACUCCUACCGGCUGGACCCAGUUAACAAUGAACCCACAGCCUGCUCUCAAAGAGAUCACACGGGUAUCCCAUCAGAACUUACCGAAACAUUGGGGCGCAUUGUGGAGCAACUGGACGUUUUAACCCAGACUGUGUCGAUCUUAGAGCAGCGUUUAACAUUAACUGAAGAUAAGCUACAGGAGUGCCUGGAUAACCAAAGCACUAUGCUGCAAGAAAGACCACCCUAGUAAAGUGAAAAACCUCAAGAGAUUUGGACUUUGAGCCUCCUGUAUUUAAAUAUGGCUUUCUAUUGAAAACAAUGCUUCAACAUCAAGCCUUUCUUUACUUACAGAGUGUGGGCUCCACUUGGAUAUGACUGAGUCCUUGCACUGAAACCUUAAAACAGCCUCUACCAAAUCUCUAUGCUCUUGAAUUAUCCUCUCCUGCGUAAUGCUUCCAAACAUUUGAUUUCCACAGUAUGCAUGGAGUGAGUGGAACACUUGAGUGCUUCUCAAUCAUGGGAUUUCCUUUCCAAUGCAGGUCAACUCCUUAUUAUGGAGAAUACAUCGUUAUACAUUGCAAGAUAUGGCACUUACAAGACUAUAUAUUCAGAUGCAUGUAAUCAAGAAGAAAGUGCAUCUGAACGUGAUUAAUUUUCCACGUUUCUACAAAACUACUUGAAAAACUCACUUUAAAGUUUUAUAGAUUCAUUUGUAAGAUUCAGAUUAAUGGAAGUUUUUUAUUAAGUGUCAUAAGCUAAUAGUGUUCUGUAAAACACUUAUUUUAAAACAACUUUUUAAUAAAAAAAUUGUUAUCAUGAAAUACAUUUACAUGGAAGCAGAAUUUUUAAGGAAUGUUUUCACUGAUAUUUCAAUUGAUGUUAAUUGGUCAGACUAAUUACCUGAAAUGCAUAUUAUCAUUUUGUACUCUAGAGUUUAAGUGUGUUGAGUUCCUAACACCUUCUAUGCAUCAGAGCCAGGCCAGCAUUUCAGUGCAGUACUGUAGGAUAUCCUGCAGAUGAGACUUUAGACCGGAUCCUAUCUGCUGUCUCAGGUUGAAAUAAAGGACCUCGUGGCAUCAUUCAAGGUAGACCAGGUGAAGUUAUUGCUAGUGCUCUUGGCAUCUGUUAUCCCAUGGCAAAAACAAAAUGUUAUCUGUUACACAAACAAAAUGCUGGAGGAACUCAUCAGGUUAGGCAGCAUCUAUGGAAAGCAGUAAACAUCGACCUUUCAGGUAGAGUCCAGAUGAAGAGUCUCUGCCUGAAACUUUGUUUAUUCCCCUCCACAGAUGCUACCUGACCUCCUGUGUUCCUACAGCAUUAUGUGUGUGUGUUGCUGUGAAUUUCCAGCAUCUGCAGAAACACCUUGAGUUUAGAUUAUUUGUUAUUUAUUCCAUUGCCAAGCAAUGAAGAACUAAUUGGUUUCCUAAUUUCUAUAUUAAAAAUUUAACUGCACUUUAAGAACAUUUUAUUGGUUUUAAAGUAUUUUGGGCAUGAUGAUGAGAUGAAAAUUCUUCAAAGUUGAAAACUCCUCAUUUGGCAAGUUUCAGUAGCUUCCUAUCCCAUCCUGUAGUACAGUAAUCCAUUCUCAUCAGUGUUAAUGACAUAAAUGACUUCACCCUGGCAGCAAAAUUGUAAUCAUGUUGUUCAUAAACACAACCACUGACAACCACAUCUAUAAAUUUGCCAAUGACACAACUAUUAUUGGCAGAAUGCUGAUGAGGAGGAGGCUGAGAUCAAUCAGCUGAUUUGAGUGGUGUUGCAACAACAACCUUGCACUCAAUGUCAGUAAGACCAAGGAAUUGAUUGUGGACAUCAGGAAGGUUAAGUUGAGUGAACACACACCAGUCCUCAUCGAGUGGUGAGCAGUUUUAAGUUCCUAGGUGUCAACCACUUUGAAGAUCUAUCCUGAGCUCAACAUAUUGAUACAAUUACAAAGAAGGCACAGCAGUUGGGAGUUUGUGAAGACAUGGUAUGUCACCAAAGACUUGCAAUACUAUGGAGAGCCUUCUAAUUGGUUGCACCUCUGUCUGGUAUAGAGGGGCGACUGCACAGGAUUGUAAACAGCUGCAAAAAGUUGUGAACUGAACCAUCUCCAUCAUGAGCACUAGCUUCCCCAGCAUCGAGGACACCUUCAAAAGGCGAUGCCACAGAAAGGUGGCAACUAUCAUGAAAGACUGCCAUCACCCAGGACAUGCCCUCUUCUCGUUGCUACCAUUAAGGACAAGGUAUAGGAGCCUGAAGACACACACUCAACGUUUCUGGAACAGCUUCUUCCCCUCUGCCACCAGAUUUCUGAAUGGACAAUAAACCUAUGAACCCCAUCUCACUUUUUUUUUGGUCUCUUUUUGCAUUACUUAUUUAGUUUCUUUAUUAUUAUGUAUUGUAAUUUACUGCUGCUGCAAAACAAUAAAUUUCACGGCAUAUGCCAGUGGUAUUGGACCUGAUUCU